Bactrocera latifrons is the source of this 833-nucleotide messenger RNA. RefSeq lists its product as uncharacterized. The coding region runs from base 30 to 587 and encodes 185 amino acids. Lineage: Eukaryota; Metazoa; Arthropoda; Insecta; Diptera; Tephritidae. The transcript is spliced from 2 exons. The record is from RefSeq and is a predicted model, not a curated record.
UUAGUUUAAAAAUAGUUCUCAUUGGCGAUAUGAGGAUUUUGACUGUCACGAUUAUAUUCAUUGGCCUAAUUUGGUUUUGCUUGGCUGAACAACCGUAUACGGUACAAAAUGAAGCGCUUGAACCAUUUAAAGGACUGAGGGAAACUUCCGUCGACAUGUCUAAUUUAAAAACUGUGGGGCGCCAACGUUUUUUGAAUGGUUCGGUCGCAAUACUGCAGGACCUGGAUAGUGAUAACUUUAAAUUUCAAGUAGAAUUAUUUUCGAGUCCACAGGGUGAUGGUCAAUAUAAGCAACUACCAAUGGGUGUGCCAAUGACUAGAGUUUGCGAUGGAUUCAAAGAUUUGUACACAAAAAUCAUACAACCUUCUCUAAAACAGGGAGAAAAUACGAACUUCCCGUUCAUACCGGAUGAAGGGUUGUGUCCUUUACCAGCUGGAGAGUAUUAUAUAAAAACUGUAGAGUUUGAUACGGAUACCUGGCCGAAUCAGAUUCCACGCGGUGUCCUAAAGGCUGUGUUAACAUUUUUCAAGAAUGAAGUGAGUGUUGGAGGAACUGUGAUGAAAAUGAAAAUCGAGGAUCGACAAUAAUCAAAGAAUCAGUGAAAACCAAAAUUAAUAAACGGUUACCAGCAGAUCAUAUGUAGUUGUACUGAAAACAUGGUGGAGGGAAUUGAAUAUUUUUAGAUAUAGUUCUCUAGGUGACAUAAAGAUUUUAUUUGGGUGCAGGCUUUUUCCAUAUGUUUGAUGACUAUCAACACUGUCACUUUUGUUUUUGACAACGUGGAUAACUUAAUAUCAAAGCAUAUUUACAUAUUGACAGCAUUAAAUAUUAUU